This is a messenger RNA of Tripterygium wilfordii, 1685 nucleotides long. Its product is annotated as hydroquinone glucosyltransferase-like. NCBI's taxonomy places the organism in Eukaryota, Viridiplantae, Streptophyta, Magnoliopsida, Celastrales, Celastraceae. The record is from RefSeq and is a predicted model, not a curated record. Gene Ontology annotation, molecular function: UDP-glycosyltransferase activity. The coding region runs from base 146 to 1552 and encodes 468 amino acids. The transcript has a single exon.
UGAAAUACUGACGAGCGCACGUCCAUCACACAAUAAUAGAACAUUAGAACCCAAAAAACAUCUAUAUAUAAUAUCCCCUUCAUUAUUCUUCAUCAACAACAAACCAUUCAUACCCAAACACUAACACACAUUAAUCAGUUUGACCAUGGAACACCACAUAGCCAUUCUUCCUGCUCCAGGAAUUGGUCACCUAAUCCCUCUCGUGGAGCUAGCCAAACGACUCCUAAUGCACCAACUCUCAAUCACCUUCUUCGUCCCCACAGAUGCUCCUCCCUCCAAAGCCCAAAAGUUGGUCUUCGAGUCCAUCCAUAGCAACAAAAUUAACCACAUCUUCCUCCCUCCGCCCUCUCUCGAUGACCUCCCUCAAGACACCAAAAUCGAAACCAGGAUCGCGUUGAUCGUUGCGCGCUCUCUCCCUUCUCUGCGCGAGGCCUUGAAGCCGAUUGCGGCAACUAAAAGGCUUGUGGCGUUGGUUGUGGAUCUUUUCGGUACCGACGCAUUCGAUGUUGCUACAGAAUUUAAUGUCUCUCCGUAUAUUUUCUUUCCAUCGACGGCUAUGGCUCUGUCUUUGUUUCUUCUUUUGCCGAAAUUGGAUGAAACGGUGUCGUGCGAGUAUAGAGAUCUGCCCGAACCGGUUGAAAUACCCGGGUGUGUCCCGGUUCACGGUAGGGACUUUUUUGAUCCAGUUCAGGAUCGGAGAAACGAUGUGUACAAAUGGAUUCUCCACCAUGCAAAGAGGUAUAGAUUGGCAGAGGGUAUUAUGGUAAAUAGCUUUAACGAAUUGGAAGGUGGAGCUUUAAAUGCUUUAAAGAAGUUUGAACUGGGUAAGCCGCCGGUUUACCCUGUUGGACCGCUUGUGAAUAUGGGUGGGUCGAGUAUUGGGUCGGAAAGGAAUGAGUGUUUAAAGUGGCUUGAUAGUCAGCCACUUGGGUCUGUCUUAUACGUGUCUUUCGGUAGCGGUGGGACCCUCUCAUUUGAACAGAUAACAGAAUUGGCUCUAGGAUUGGAAGCCAACGAGCAAAGAUUUUUGUGGGUGGUGAGGAGUCCAGAUGUGGUUUCUAAUGCCUCAUUUUUCACCAUCCAAAGUCAGACAGACCCUUUUGAUUUUUUACCCAAAGGGUUUUUGGACAGAACAAGAGGUCGAGGUGUAGUGGUCUCGUCCUGGGCCCCGCAGGCCGAGGUGUUGAGCCACGAUUCAACCGGAGGGUUUUUGACUCAUUGUGGGUGGAAUUCGAUACUUGAGAGUGUUGUCAAUGGUGUGCCAUUAAUAACUUGGCCACUCUACGCGGAGCAGAAAAUGAACGCUGUGAUGUUAUCGGAGGACAUAAAAGUGGCUUUGAGACCCAAAACGAGGUCUGAAGAUGGAAUCAUUGGAAGAGAUGAGAUUGCGAAAGUUGUUAAAGAUUUAAUGGAAGGUGAAGAAGGUAAAAAGAUUAGGAAUCGAAUGAAGGAGCUGAAGGAGGCUGCUGCUAAGGUUGUGAGUGAAGAUGGAUCUUCCACUAUGGCACUUUCUGAAGUGACUAACAAGUGGAAGAACAAAGAGAAAAUAUGAAGUUUAAUCAGUGUUAAAUUAUUAGUGUUAGUUAUCAUGUUCUACUUUUUCUUCAUUCUGUCUUUUUAUUUUGUCUACUUUUUCUCCUUUGUAAAAUAAUGAGAUCAUGAAAACAAUCAUCCUUUGCCACUAA